Arabidopsis lyrata subsp. lyrata is the source of this 1497-nucleotide messenger RNA. RefSeq names its product zinc finger protein JAGGED-like. The record is from RefSeq and is a predicted model, not a curated record. Bases 379 to 810 code for a protein of 143 amino acids. The transcript has 4 exons. Gene Ontology annotation, molecular function: DNA-binding transcription factor activity. NCBI's taxonomy places the organism in Eukaryota, Viridiplantae, Streptophyta, Magnoliopsida, Brassicales, Brassicaceae.
AUUUCACAAAGCUCUCUUUAUCUCCAUCUUCACUCCAUCAAGUCUUUAUCCUUACAAGUUUCUUCCUCUCCUGUCUUCUUGGUAACCAUGAGAGCUGAUGAUAAUAACACUUUAGAUCUUAAUAACUUACCUGAUGAUCCUUCUAGAGACAUUUUCCCUUUCUUUGAAGAAGGCUCCUCUUCCUCUUCCUCUUCUGGAGGGUUUAGAGAGAAGCAAACCAAAGACGGGAAAGAGUAUGAAUGUAGAUUUUGUUCACUAAAGUUCUUCAAAUCUCAAGCUCUAGGUGGCCACAUGAACCGCCACCGUCAAGGCAAGAUCCCUCUAUUCUCUAUAUUAUGUAUAUACACAUAAAUUUUGUAGUUUAUUGAUUUGGGUUUAAUGGUGAAUUUAGAAAGAGAGACGGAGUCACUAAACAAAGCUCGUGAACUUGUUCUUCGCAACGAUAGCUUUCCUCCUCAUCAAGGACUUCCAUCGUUUAGUUAUCAUCAAGGAGAUGUGCAUAUAGGAGACCUAACAUCAUUCAAACCAAUGAUGUAUCCACCAAGACUUUUCUCUAGCUCCUUCUCCGCCUCUUCCUCCGCCCUCCAGCUGCAGCCACCAUUUCUUUAUCCUCCUCCGUCACCACCGUUUCCUCACCAUCACACCAACGAUUACUAUCUAGGCAACAACGGUUCACAUCACCAAAUCCUAACCAAUAGCGUUUGCGGUGCUCGUGCACUAGCUGACUCGAGUUACACUUUCAUCGGAGCACCAGUGGCUAAUGGUUCUAGAGUUGCUCCUCUACCUUUACCUCCACAUCAUGGGCUAUAAUAAUAAAAAAAUGGAAAAUGUAUUUCUUUUUUGGAUUUUUCUUUUCAAAUUUGGAUUUUUAUUAAAUGUUAGACUUUAAUAUAUCCAUCAAGUGUCUAAAUUUUAUAGAUAGUUUUGUGGGAAUAUUGAAAGAGACAUGACAAAGUAAUUGAAAACGACAAAAAGUGAAAUGCAAAUUGGAGAGGGCGUGUGUUGUUUGGGGCUAUGUAAGAAGAUUGUAUAUGUAUGUAGGAGCAGCUUUUAUCUAUUUUUAUUUUGUUUUUUUCUUAUCAUCUACUUUUUGUCUUGGAGCUGUUUUGUGAGACUAUACCUAGGGUGUUUUAUCGUUCUAUAUAUGUUUUUUUCCCUCCGGUGAAAAAAAUAGAACUGGAGUGACUAGAGAGAGGAAAGAUCAAGUCAGAUCUGGACAUUAACUAGUUGAAUUCUAACUAACUCGUCCACUAUUUGCUGUGGAGAUCAAUCUUUUAUAUUUUUUGAAACAAUUGUUUUUCUAUCGUCUUUAUAUUUGGAUUAUCUUUAUGUUAGCCAAUUCAUCGUUAGAUUAUACGUAGAGGUCUUGUGAAAAAGAAUAUGAAAUAAAUCGGUUUUUAUUUGGUGUACUCUAGGCACAAUAGUUCGUGUAAACAAGAAAAAAAAAACAUUCAAAUUACAUUGCAAAUCUAAGAAAAUCCAACACCUAAACUAAAA